Passer domesticus (house sparrow) is the source of this 2980-nucleotide messenger RNA. RefSeq names its product ATPase H+ transporting V1 subunit C2 (gene ATP6V1C2). NCBI's taxonomy places the organism in Eukaryota, Metazoa, Chordata, Aves, Passeriformes, Passeridae. Gene Ontology annotation, molecular function: proton-transporting ATPase activity, rotational mechanism. The transcript is spliced from 13 exons. Bases 155 to 1249 code for a protein of 364 amino acids. Gene Ontology annotation, cellular component: vacuolar proton-transporting V-type ATPase, V1 domain; lysosomal membrane. The record is from RefSeq and is a predicted model, not a curated record. Gene Ontology annotation, biological process: proton transmembrane transport.
GGUGAGGCAGCGGGCAGGAGAGGCAGCGGGCAGGAGAGGCAGCGGGCAGGAGAGGCAGCGGGCAGGGAAGAGCACAUUUUGUGUGGCUCUCUUUUAGCCACUUACCUGCUUUGAGUUGCUACAGUGACCAGCAGUGAAGGGAAAAUAUUAGAUCAUGUCGGAGUUCUGGCUAAUUUCUGCCCCAGGAGACAAAACAAAUCUGCAGGCGUGGGAGAGAAUGAACACUGUGACAUCUAAAUCCAACCUGUCCAGCAACAGUAAAUUCCAUAUUCCAGACUUAAAGGUGGGGACACUGGAUGCUCUUGUUGGUCUGUCAGAUGAGUUGGGAAAACUCGAUAGCUUUGCUGAAAGCGUAAUAAAGAAAAUAGCCCAGUACAUCGGAGAAGUAAUGGAGGACUCAAAAGAUAAAGUCCAGGAAAAUCUUCUGGCCAAUGGAGUUGACCUAAUUAGCUACUUGACACGGUUUGAGUGGGACAUGGCCAAAUACCCCAUAAAGCAGCCGCUGAAGAAUAUAUCAGAAGCAUUAGCAAAGCAAGUGACUCAAAUAGAAGCAGACCUGAAGACCCGAUCAGCUGCGUACAACAACAUUAAAGGAAAUUUGCAAAGCCUGGAGAAGAAAACUAUGGGAAAUCUGCUGACCCGGACCCUGGCAGACAUUGUGCACAAAGAAGACUUUGUUCUGAAUUCCGAGUAUCUUAUCACGCUGCUCGUCGUGGUGCCAAAGUCAAGCUACGUACAGUGGCAGAAGACCUAUGAAUCACUCUCAGAUAUGGUAGUACCUCGCUCCACCAAAAUGAUUGCUGAGGAUGCAGAGGGAGGACUCUUCACUGUGACCCUGUUUAGAAAAGUGAUGGAUGACUUCAAGGCCAAAGCCAGGGAGAACAGGUUCAUGGUUCGAGAAUUUUAUUAUGAUGAGAAGGAACUGAAAUGUGAAAAGGAAGAGCUGAUGAAACUAGCUUCUGACAAGAAACAACAAUAUGGCCCCUUACUGCGCUGGCUGAAGGUGAACUUCAGUGAAGCAUUUGUGGCUUGGAUUCAUGUGAAAGCCUUGAGAGUUUUUGUUGAAUCUGUCCUGAGGUAUGGCCUCCCUGUGAAUUUCCAAGCCAUGCUCCUGCAGCCAAACAGGAAGUCUGUGAAGCGCCUGAGAGACGUCCUGAACGUGGUCUUCAAACACCUGGAUGAAGUUGCAGCAGCAAGUAUAAUGGAUAUUUGUGUACAGGCUAAAUUGGGACUGUUGAAGAGUGAGUAGGUUCUGCUGACCACCCUAUGGCUCUCUAGCCCAUGGAUUAUCAUAUGGAUGGGAAUCACAGCAUCUUGAAUUAUUCUGUACUGUUGGCAGUACACUGUCAAGUGGCAGUUGGUACUCAUUGCUCUUCCCCCUUCAGAAGUCCUACUGCAGAUGGGUUCUUUGACAGCCUAAGCAAGGUAUUUAAUUGCUCAAUGCCUUCUGUCUCUGUAGCUGCUAUCUUAAAUGCCCACUGAGUCUCUUUGGGUCUUUGAAAUACCCUUUUCAGAGGAAGUCUAUGCUUAAAAUAUAUGGAGCUUCUGGGCUAGUCUCAUUAGGAUAUUUCUUUCACUUAUUUUUAGUCAGGUGAACCUCAGCUUUCACUAGAGUAAAAUCUUGUGAUCCCUCUGUCAUGCUAGCAAUAGAAACAGAUUCUGCCCCCACAUGUCUUGAUGGAAUUAGUAUGUACUGCACACUAAUGUUGACUAAGGCUUUAUAUUUUUGUGGUUCUGAUUUGCCAGGCUAAUGAAUCUACACAGUCUAAAAAAUAUGGUUUUCCUUAGUCUCUAUCUGGCUAGAGGCAGGGCCCCUCUAAGUCUGGUUAUCUUUCUUUCCCUGAGCAUAUGUUUUGGAGGUUCUUUUAAGAGGACUGAACAUGUCAUCAUCAUUAUCAUACCUGGCAGUUUAGCUAUGGGCUACUGGAGCUGCUUUUUUUUUUUUUGUGGAACUUUUUCUCUGAGUCUUGCUGUCUUUUAAUUUAAGCACCUGUUGUGCCAGAGCAGCAGUAGAUGUUCUAUCAUAUCUCUUCAAGUUUUCUCUAUAAUUGUACAAGAAGAACCACAGGUCAGCUAGUGAGGUGUACCUUCCCUCCUUAUCUGGGGGAUGUCUGCUUUUGGUACCAGAACUUUUGAUCUGUACUGCUGAGAUUUGGAGAAAGCCCUCUUUAAUUUCUUCUUUGAGUUUCUUGUGAUUCUCCUUCAUCUUAUUUUUUAAUUCCUGCAGACGUGUUUCUACAGCUGUGAUUCUUGCAUGUGUUGGGCCAAGCACAGCAUCUGCAUGAGCUCAGAGCUUCUUUGCCAUAUUAAGCACGGUCUCCUCUCUGUCAUCUCCCUUCAGUAUUACUAAAGCAGAAGUGUAUUUUUGUGGCCCAAGUCGUACAAGUUUUUGCCAUAUCACGGAUGUAUAAGGUACUAAGUCUGGAUUUAGUGUUUAGGUCAUUUGAGAAGACAAUUUCUGCUACUGUUAUUUUUUUAAUUGUUGAAUCCCUUGUUUUACUGUCUUCCACUGGGUUUGCUGCAUACAGAGAUCAUCUGUACACACAAAGAUUUGUGUCACACUUCCUAGGACCUGUGCCCAGAGACUGUGAGGCUUAGUCCCCCUCAUAAUACUUUGAUCAUGUGAUAGGGAUCUUAAAUGCCUCCUUUUAGUACUGUCUAGAACUGUAGCCUCACCUGCAACAUCCCAAAGAUGGACUAACCAACUAAUGAUAGAUUCAUCAGGUUGUCAGGUGUAAUAUUUUCUUAGGCCAUGGAAGUCCUUCAGGGAAAAGGACUUAAUAGUGACUUCUGAUGUCACUAGUUAACUAGUUACUUAAUGGGUGUUAACUAACUAGAUGGUCUUUGUUAGAUGUUGCUCUCAAUUUUUGAAAGAUCCCCCACCCAGUGCUUUCAAGGUGGUUUUUAACAGUCUAUUGGUCUAGUCUGGCAUUUCCAGCACCAGAGGGACUAAUAAGAGACUGUGUGAGCUGAACUGCAA